ACAAGGUCAGAGUCCUAAAUAUACAGGUAUACGCUCGCCAUGUUUGUCUAUACUGCUUACCUUAUAAGGCAAUACUGUUUUCUGCAUGUAUGUUGUAGAGCCGUUUUCCUGAUAACCCAAUCAUAGUGCUUUAUCAAAGGAAGCCGAUAUAUCAAUAAGUGGUCUUAAGCAAGUGAGCGAAUAGCUGCAAAGACUAUCCAAUUAGGAGAGGACUGUCACAAGCAAACAAGAUGUCAGAUGAACCUAAAUCUAUUGCAAAGCUCUCUGACUUGUUGGACCAAGUAAUAAGUCAAAUGGAUAGAGUAAAAUGUGAUCUAUCACAUUACGAGGGCGAGGAUUAUUUCGGGCAGGAAUUGUCAAGUCAUUCCAUUAAAAUGGAACUAGCGAAAUGUUCCUUGGAGACGCUUAUCUUACAAGCCAAAAAGUAUCAAAGACAACCCAUAGGAAGAACUGCUGCUGGAACAGUGAACAGUGAUAGCGGGAUUGGAUCAGAGGUUUUAGAAGGACGAAGAGACGCCAUGGUGUUCCGUGAUGAAGACAUGCCGGCACCAGUUCAUGCAGAAAGGAAUCGUCUUGGUGCUUCGAUCGGAAAUCUUCCGACUUUGUCAGAAAGCCAUUGUUCUGUAUGCCUUCAGCAGAUAAAAUCUCCAACGCAAGAAACAGAAGGACAACCGCGAACUCCAUCUGAACACGAUGAACAAUAA
Molecule: messenger RNA, 704 nt
Organism: Pecten maximus
Lineage: Eukaryota; Metazoa; Mollusca; Bivalvia; Pectinida; Pectinidae
Exons: 5
Coding region: 231-704 (157 amino acids)
Source: RefSeq, a predicted model, not a curated record